Paracoccidioides lutzii Pb01 is the source of this 876-nucleotide messenger RNA. RefSeq lists its product as hypothetical. The transcript is spliced from 2 exons. The record is from RefSeq and is a predicted model, not a curated record. Bases 1 to 876 code for a protein of 291 amino acids.
AUGCAUGUUCAAUCAAUUCCUCAGAAAACGUCCCAUUACUAUUUAUCCGCUCCCAACUCUACGACGAAGCCUAAGGGGAUAAUCAGAGAGAUUAUAGUCUUGCAGGACCUUCUUGAUCUUCUCCUAUACGUCAGACGCGGUGGCAUCCAACUGCAACCAUCUUCCCCCCCCUUCCCCCCUUUUCCUCCACCAGCCAAGAGCUUCGAUCUGGGUGAGAUCCUGUCUGGCCUUUUCUGUGUUUCCCUCAGCGGCAUUGACCCGGUUGCCGGCUCUCAGGACUGUUCUGCAAUGGCGGCUUCGAACCCGGACGAUGCGCCAGUGUUAAACCAGACAGGAGAAUCUGUCAUAAUCAUUCGUGGCUUAUUUACUUCUCUCUCUUUUGCGUGCUGCGCGAAGGUGCUUUUAGACAGCUGGCUACGAGAUUCGCCGCGGGGGGAGAUCACAUUUUUAUCAAGAGGAGUGGGCGGUGGAAAGCUUUUCUUCGCAGAAGCUGAAGCUGAAGAAGAGGAACUCGAACAGUUCGUCCACAAAACUCCACUCUGGGGAAUCCUAAGCCCCGCAAUUAGCGUGUUCAGCCGGAUGAAGGGUCAACAGCACCAGACGCCAUUCUUCCCCACUAAUUACAUGUCAGCAACCAAGCAUGACAAUAUCUCCCGGCCGAGGAUGUCCAGGGUAGGUACAAUCGGUGGUGGGCAGGCUUCUGGACAUUUAUCAGCUUCAACUAACCAUUCAACGCAAGUAACACCGUCUCCAUCUCACACUUGUGCAAUCAGUGGAGCAACCAGGAGAUUACAACUUUUCUUGAUGCGGUUGAGUUACGCAGGGUAUAAAAUGAUGAAAUCCGUCGAGCAAGGAAUCACAGAGACAAAUAUUUAA